This is a messenger RNA of Dendroctonus ponderosae (mountain pine beetle), 1103 nucleotides long. RefSeq names its product ragulator complex protein LAMTOR1 (gene Lamtor1). The record is from RefSeq and is a predicted model, not a curated record. Gene Ontology annotation, molecular function: molecular adaptor activity; guanyl-nucleotide exchange factor activity. Bases 167 to 697 code for a protein of 176 amino acids. NCBI's taxonomy places the organism in Eukaryota, Metazoa, Arthropoda, Insecta, Coleoptera, Curculionidae. Gene Ontology annotation, cellular component: Ragulator complex; membrane raft; late endosome membrane. The transcript has 5 exons. Gene Ontology annotation, biological process: cholesterol homeostasis; regulation of receptor recycling; positive regulation of MAPK cascade.
CAAUGUCACAAAACUGCUAUCAGUUCUAACAGAUAACAUCUGAUAUUAUUUUGCAUCUGCUCUAGUUCUCUAGUUGUUCUAAAAUGCCCGAAUAAAUAAUUUCGAAUUGAAUUAAAACGCACUGGUCUCUUAAAUUAAUCAGACAAAGUCUAGGAGUUGUUAAAUAAUGGGAUGUUGCUGGAGCCUAUUUUGCAAAGAUGAUAAUUCUUUACAGAAUCGAGAACCAAACGAAAGGACACAUCUGCUGAUAGAUCCAGUAUCAAAUAAUGUGCACAUUGCAAGAGUUAACAGUGAUGACAUCUUAAAUAGAAAUCCCAAUGAUUUACCUAAAAAGACUGAUGAACAAUCUGCAUUAACUAGAAUACUUCAAGAAACUGCUACGAAUGUUAUUGAUGUUGCUGCUCUAGACUCACACAAUCUCCAACAACAUGAUUACCUUGAUAGAGUAAAAUCAUACAACGUAAAGGUCCAACAGGUUUUAACUGCUAAUAAAGCUAGUUUAGCACCGAAAUUAAAAACAUGCAUUUUACAAGAUGUCCCGCAACCAGAUAAGGUGCUCGGAGCUGAUUUGCUAUCGUUAGAUGACUCUGAAUUGAUAAGUUCGUCAGUUACUGCAGCUCUUAAUGCCAUAAAUGACAUUAAAGUGGACCAUAAAGAAGAUCUGGUGGUGCCAUUUGGACUCGGGUUAAACUGUUAAUUUUUAUCGAUUCUCGAACAUUUUUGAGAUGAUUGAAAUAUCUGCAAAGGUGAUGCAAUUUUGUGAUAUUUUGAAAAUGAGAAAAUUACUUGCAAUCUGGAUCGUAUAAACUCCACAAUAAUUUCUAACAUUUUCUCUUCAAAGUUAGUCAGAGCUUUUCAGAUAUUUCCCAAAUGCGAAGGAAAUCAUUGUAAAAAUAGUAAUGUAAGGAUAUUAUCAGGUACAUUUAAGAAGUUUGAUAACAAACAACUAAUGUUUAUCAUGAAUGUAAAACGGUUGAUCAUUUUCUAUGUUGUAAAAAUCAGUGUAUUUGUUUUUGAAAAAGUUAUAUAUAAUUAUGUUUUAAACCCAUUAUAAAUAUUUUAGUUAUCUCCUUUCUAUGAUAAAAAUAUACUUAUUUAUCUAA